Messenger RNA from Phyllostomus discolor (pale spear-nosed bat), 648 nucleotides. It is a transcript of the gene ISG15, whose product is annotated as ISG15 ubiquitin like modifier. Gene Ontology annotation, biological process: post-translational protein targeting to endoplasmic reticulum membrane. NCBI's taxonomy places the organism in Eukaryota, Metazoa, Chordata, Mammalia, Chiroptera, Phyllostomidae. Gene Ontology annotation, molecular function: protein binding. Bases 89 to 589 code for a protein of 166 amino acids. The record is from RefSeq and is a predicted model, not a curated record. The transcript is spliced from 2 exons.
GUUUUGGCGGGGACCCGGGACGCAGCUGGAGCUGAGACGCAGCGCGCUCAUCACUGCCGCGGAGGACCUGGCUGCGGAGCCCCCAGACAUGGACAAGAUCCUGAAGGUGAAGCUGCUGUCGGGCGAGGAGAUCCAGGUGCCCUGGACCGGUGACUCCAUGCUGCCUGCGGAGCUGAAGCAUCUGAUUUCCCAGAAGAUCAACGUGCCCGGCUUCCGGCAGCGCCUGGUCAUCCCGCACAGCGGGGCGGCGCUGCGGGACGGCGUGCCCCUGGCCGAGCAGGGCCUGGGCCCCGGAAGCACGGUGCUGCUGCUGGUGCAGGACUUCAGCACCCCCCUGAGCAUCCUGGUGAGGAACGAGAAAGGUCGCUCCAGCAGCUACGAGGUCCAGCUGACACAGAAGGUGGCUGAUCUCAAGAAGCAGGUGUGCCAGAAGGAGGGCGUGCGGGCCAACCAGUUCUGGCUGAGCUUCCAGGGGAGGCCCAUGGAGGACAACGUGCAGCUGAAGGAAUACGAGCUCACACCUCAGUGCACUGUGCAGAUGAACUUGUACCUUCGGGGUGGCAGGGUGGGGCCAGGAGAGCAGCCGUGAGGGCCACUUGUGAGCCCCUGACCAAGGGUGCGAAUAAAAGUCGAUGCACAGCUAACUGG